GGUUGAUUCGCGGCCAAGAAUUUACAACUGCGGGCAGCUCGCGCGGUGCCCGAUGCCCCGUAUUUGGGCAUUCCCGCGGUCGUGAAAUGCCCGACAGUUGGUCAUCGAGUUGUGGGCCUGGGCUCGUUAUUGCUCUCGGCCUCUAUGAUGGAAAAACAGUGUGAGUUCACACCAUCUACUUACAUAGUAUCCUAAGUUGUAUUCGAGACGUCUGCCCUCGAGGCUCUGAGUCUAUGCUGAUCAGAAUCAAACUCUAGCUGGUUUCUUGACGUGGGCGCUUCAAUCUUUCUGCUGAUUGGUUGCCAUUGGUCGUGGCGUUCCCGUGUUUGCAAUCAACAACCAAGAUGGCGUCGGCGGCGCUCAGCCUUGUCUGCAACCAGUGUGGUUCACAGCUGAAGAAUAUGAAGGAGGCCCAGUCUCAUGCAGACGCCACAGGACAUUCAGAUUUUGCGGAAAGUACCGAAGCGGUCCUUCAGCUGGUGUGCAGUGAUUGCGGGAAGCCGUGCCGGUCCAAGACUGAACAGGAUCUGCACACACAGCGGACAGGCCACUCCCAGUUCCAUGACAAGACCGCGGAGGCGGCAAAGCCGAUGGAUACUGAGAAGCAGAUGCAGCAGAUCAGGGAGGAGGAGAAGGCGGCGGAGAUGCCGUCAACGUCAAUGGAGAUUGACGGGGCUGCAGCAGAAGAGAUGGUGGUACCCCAAGUCGACGCUGCUGCGCUUCAGGAGCUUCAGGACAUGGGCUUUGGGAUUGAACGGGCAACCCGGGCGCUGCACUUCUCAGGCGGUAGCGUCGAGAGCGCCAUCAACUGGGUCGUGGAGCACGAAAACGAUGCUAACAUUGACGAGAUGCCAAAAAUUCCCAAGUCUCAGGACAAGAAGCCGCUCUCAAAAGAAGAGGCCAAACGCAAGGCGGCAGAGCUGGCGGAGAAGGCGAAACGGAAGCGCGAGGAAGAGGAGCGUGCGCGCGAGCGUGAGCGGGAGAAGGAGCGGGUUCGAGCGGGGAAAGAGCUGCUGGAGGCCAAGCGGAUCGAGGAGGCGCAGGAGAGGAAGAGGAUCAUCGAGUUGAAGCGUCAGGAGAAGUUGGAGGAGCAGCGCGCGAGGGAGAAGAUCAAGGCGAGGCUCGAGGAAGAUAAGGCGGAGCGGCGGCGGAAAAUGGGUCUGCCCCCGAAGGAUCCUGAGGAGGAAAAGAAGAAAGAGGAAGAGAAGAAAGAGGAAGUCAAGAAGCCGUUCGUUCCGAUGCGUCCGGCCUCAAAAGCGGAACAGAUGCGGAACGUGCUUCGAACCAUGAAGCAGCAGCACAAAGACCAGGACGAACGGGUGAAGAAAGCGUUCCAAACACUGCUGACGUACAUUGGGAACGUGGCGCGGGCGCCCGACGAGGAAAAGUACCGGACUAUUCGGCUCACUAACGCAGCUUUCCAGGAUCGCGUGGGUUCGCUCGGGGGCGUUCCUUUUCUCGAGCUCCUUGGCUUUGAAAAAGACGCUGCUGGCGAGACGAUCAAGCUCGAUCGGAGUAAAGUAGACCAGACGCUACUAAACGCAGCCGGGAGUGAACUGAAUACUGCUAUUACCAAUCCUUUCUUCGGAGUACUCUAGUAAUCAGAACGUUUUUAGGAACUUGAUAUUGGAAUGUGAAGGAAGCGAACUCGCACACACGCCAGUAUAUAUCAGGGAUCGACACGAUCCCUGUCAUACACGUCCUUUUCAUUUGAGUUACCGUUUGUUGCUUUCGAUCUGGG
Molecule: messenger RNA, 1741 nt
Organism: Klebsormidium nitens
Lineage: Eukaryota; Viridiplantae; Streptophyta; Klebsormidiophyceae; Klebsormidiales; Klebsormidiaceae
Source: the annotation of a GenBank genome assembly